CAAAAAAUGCCUAAGAAAAGUGUCAUGUGUGGUGCCAGCGGUUCUAAAAAUGUCAACAUUUAAAAUUCUAAUUAGAAAAUGAAAAAGUUCCAACGUGGAAUCUCUAAUUUUGAAAGAUUUACUUUCUAUCUCGUAUCAUGAAUUGAAUGCACACUUUUUUUAUAGUAUUUUAAUUCAGAAUAAUUAGAAAUGGCUCCUCCACAGAAAGGUAAACAGGGUACCAAAGGGGCCAAACAAAUAGCCGAAGAAAAUGUAUCUACACUUAAAUUUUAUAGAACUAUGGCUAUUUUCUCUAAUGCCUUUUCGUUGCUGGUUUUGUAUUUUUAUAAUUCUACAAUUAGUAUAAUAUUAUACCUCUUUUCGUGUAUGAUAUAUAUAGGAUCAUAUCAAUUCAUGGCAUACAUGGCUACAGCAAAAUAUUCAGAGACUGGUCAGUUGCUUGACAGUGGUGUUGAUCUCAAUAUGGAAGGAGGAAUUGCAGAGCAUGUAAAAGAUAUAAUAAUAUUGACUGCGGGAUGUCAAGUUCUCUCAUCUCUAAUAUCAAACUACUUUUGGUACUUGUGGUUACUGGCCCCAGCUCGCGGCGGUUGGAUUUUAUGGAAAAACAUUUUACAGCCAUAUUUUCUACAACCAAACACAGGUGAGCCCGAAGUAAAUGAGAAGAAACAGAAAAAAUUAGAGAGAAAAAUGAAAAGGAUGCAGCAGAGAUAGAUGUGUUAAUUUUUUAAGAAUAGUUCUCGAUAUUUUAAUUUAUUGAUUUUUUUUGUUGAUAGUGGUGGAAUUUAUUUACAGAACAAUAUUAAAGACUUGUUUGUUACUCUAA
Molecule: messenger RNA, 823 nt
Organism: Psylliodes chrysocephalus
Lineage: Eukaryota; Metazoa; Arthropoda; Insecta; Coleoptera; Chrysomelidae
Source: the annotation of a GenBank genome assembly